AUGUUGUCUCUGUUUUACCGUUAUGUGUUUUCUUCUGGGGUAUAUGGAGGUGGAGGUGAUGGGGUAUAUGGAGGUAAUGGGGUAUAUGAAGGUGGAGGUGAUGGGGUAUUUGGAGGUGAUGGGGUAUUUGGAGGUGUAGGUGAUGGGGUAUAUGGAGGUGAUGGGGUAUAUGAAGGUGAUGGGGUAAAUGGAGGUAAUGGGUUAUUUGAAGGUGAUGGGGUAUAUGGAGGUGUAGGUGAUGGGGUAUAUGGAGGUGAUAGGAUAUAUGGAGGUGAUGGGAUAUAUGGAGGUGAUGGGGUAUAUGGAGGUGGAGGUGAUGGGGUAUUUGGAGGUGAUUGGGUAUAUGGAGGUGUAGGUGAUUGGGUAUAUGGAGGUGAUGGGGUAUAUGAAGGUGAUGGGGUAUAUGGAGGUAAUGGGGUAUAUGAAGGUGGAGGUGAUGGGGUAUUUGGAGGUGAUGGGGUAUUUGGAGGUGUAGGUGAUGGGGUAUAUGGAGGUGAUGGGGUAUAUGAAGGUGAUGGGGUAUAUGGAGGAGGUGGGGGUGAUGGGGUAUUUGGAGUUGGAGGUAAUGGGGUAUAUGGAGGUGGAGGUGAUGGGGUAUAUGGAGGUAAUGGGGUAUAUGGAAGUGAUGGGGUAUAUGGAGGUGGAGGUGAUGGGGUAUUUGGAGGUGAUUGGGUAUAUGGAGGUGUAGGUGAUUGGGUAUAUGGAGGUGAUGGGGUAUAUGAAGGUGAUGGGGUAUAUGGAGGUAAUGGGGUAUAUGAAGGUGGAGGUGAUGGGGUAUUUGGAGGUGAUGGGGUAUUUGGAGGUGUAGGUGAUGGGGUAUAUGGAGGUGGAGGUGAUUGGGUAUAUGGAGGUGGAGGUGAUUGGGUAUAUGGAGGUGUAGGUGAUUGGGUAUAUGGAGGUGAUGGGGUAUAUGGAGGUGAUGGGGUAUAUGAAGGUGAUGGGGUAUAUGGAGGUAAUGGGGUAUUUGGAGGUGUAGGUGAUGGGGUAUUUGGAGGUGAUGGGGUAUAUGGAGGUGAUGGGGUAUAUGGAGGUGAUGGGAUAUAUGGAGGUAAUGGGGUAUAUGGAGGUAAUGGGCUAUAUGGAGGUGUAGGUGAUGGGGUAUAUGGAGGUGAUGGGGUAUAUGGAGGUAAUGGGGUAUAUGAAGGUGGAGGUGAUGGGGUAUUUGGAGGUGAUGGGGUAUAUGGAGGUGUAGGUGAUGGGGUAUUUGGAGGUGAUUGGGUAUAUGGAGGUGUAGGUGAUUGGGUAUAUGGAGGUGUAGGUGAUGGGGUAUAUGGAGGUGAUGGGGUAUAUGGAGGUGUAGGUUAUGGGGUAUAUGGAGGUGUAGGUGAUGGGGUAUAUGGAGGUGUAGGUGAUGGGGUAUAUGGAGGUGAUGGGGUAUAUGGAGAAGUCAAUCCUGAAAGUGAUAGUAUAUUGCUGCAGCUCUCGGUGACCAAGGACAGGUUGAGAAAUGAAAAGUUACGACUUGUGAAGUGGAACACAAUGCUGAAGAUUUAA
Molecule: messenger RNA, 1494 nt
Organism: Pelobates fuscus (common spadefoot toad)
Lineage: Eukaryota; Metazoa; Chordata; Amphibia; Anura; Pelobatidae
Exons: 3
Coding region: 1-1494 (497 amino acids)
Source: RefSeq, a predicted model, not a curated record